Molecule: messenger RNA, 1371 nt
Organism: Rhizophagus irregularis DAOM 181602=DAOM 197198
Lineage: Eukaryota; Fungi; Glomeromycota; Glomeromycetes; Glomerales; Glomeraceae
Source: RefSeq, a predicted model, not a curated record
AUGGAGUCAAAAUUUUGGCCGGAGCUUAUGAAUGGUCUUGAACAACUUUUCGAAAAAAAAGAAAACUAUGACGUUAUUAUACAAGCAGGAGAAGAGCCAAAUGUACAAGAAAUUUAUGCUCAUUCUAUAAUUCUUUGCUGUCAAUCAAAUUAUUUUCGUUCUAAUUUGAAGGAAAAGAAGGACGGAAAGUUCAUUUUUAAGAAAUCAAAUAUUCCACCAAAAAUUUUAGAAAAUAUUAUCAGGUUUUUAUAUUGUGGAAAGAUUAAUUUAAGUCUUGAAAGUGCUUCGGAUAUUUUGACUCUAUUAACAACAACAAAUGAAUUUGAAUUACAUUCACUUGUUAAAUAUAUUCAAGAAUUUUUAAUUGAUAAUCAGAAAGAAUUUAUCAAAAAUAAUGCCAUGAAAUUUCUUGAAAAUAUUUUUCAAAGUGAAACUUUCGAACUUUUACGAAAUUAUUGUUUAGAAAUAAUUUGUGAUACUCCAGAGUUAUUGUUUGAAGAACAUACUUUUUUAAAAUUAUCAUCUCAAAUGAUUGAAUUCAUUCUCAAACAAGAAAAUAUUACAUCAGAUGAGAUCGGAAUUUGGAAUAACUUGAUAAAAUGGGCAUACGCUCAAAAUCCUAAUAUCGAUCAAGAUCCUUCAAAUUGGACCAAUGAUGACAUUGAAGUGAUGAAACGAACCACACAUAGAUUAAUUCCAUUGAUUAGAUUUCAAGAUAUUUCUUCUGAUGAUUAUUAUGAGAAAGUAUUCCCUUAUGAAGAAUUACUACCAAAAAAAUUAAAAGGUGAAAUAAUGCAAUUUUAUUUAGUAUCUAACGCAACAAAAAUUAUUAGUUCAUUACCAUCAAGGAGAUCUAAAUGUGAUUCAGUUAUAAUUACUAAACAACAUUUUGCUAUUUUUGCUAGUUGGAUCGAAAAGAAAAAUGAUUCUUAUUAUAACGAAAAAAAUAUUCCUUAUAGUUUCAAUCUGCUUUAUCGUGCUAGUAGAGAUGGUAACACAGCUGCAGCAUUUCAUAAUAUAUGUGAUAAUAAAGGAUCUACUAUAGUUAUAGCAAAAAUUACAAAUUCGGAACAAAUAAUUGGAGGGUAUAAUCCAUUGGACUGGAAGCCGAUUUUAAAUAAUGAUAAUUAUUAUAAGCCAACAAAUGAUAGUUUUAUUUUCUCAUUUGCAGAUAGAAAUAACUUUCAAACUGCAAAAACAGAUUCUAUACUUGGUAUGUCAGAUUAUGGGCCAAUAUUUGGUGAUGGCAAUGAUUUAUGGUGUAAAAAUAAUGGUGCCUGGAGUUGUAAUCCACGUACUUAUUAUUCAAUUGAUUUACCACGUAAUUUCAAUGCGAAUGAUUAUGAAGUAUUUCAAGUUGUUAAAAAUUAA